CCUUAAGCAAGUAAACAAUACAUAGAGAAUUAAACAACUAAACUAGGCAACAAAUACGGCAAAACUCGAAGUCUAACAUUUAAUUGAUUUAUUAAUUUUAACAUAGAGAGUUGGAGUCUUGCUGCUCAACCAUGUACUGUCUUGGCCAGUUGCUUAUUUGCUUGCUUGGAAUUUAGUGCCUCAACUCCAAGACUAUUUUUGCAUCACAGGAGAAGGUUCUUGAGUUAUAGGGGGCAAUCCAUUUUUCUUAUUGUAGGCUUACUAGAUCCGCCCCUGAUUGUGGUACAGAGGGAAUAUAUAUAUAUAUGUCCAACUGUUUUUUUUUGUUUGAUUACACUUUUAGACCAAUUUUCUUAGUGUUGUUGGUAAACAAGUUUACCUCAAGUACGUAUUAUAAGUAAUUUGAGUAUUAAUUUGACUAUUAUGAAGAGAGAGCUUUCUUUAUCAAAUCAAAACUCGAAAAGGGAGUUUAUUUUUGGAUGAAGAGAAAAAUGAAUUUAGUCAUCAAUGUUAUUGAACAAAGGUUGUCGACUCCCUAGGUAUUAGGGUUCGGGUGCUGCCGCCGCGAGCGUCGGUGGUAUUCCGAUUAUAAUUCUGAGAUUCUUCUCGGUUUGGUGUGCGGCUAUUCGGCUUCGGCAUGGAGGAUAGUUUUUCUGUUUCUCUGUUUCUCGUUUUGCUUUCUGUUUUCGUUGCCAGGCUUUGCAGGAAUUCGAAGGCUUGGACUUUCAGCCUUGGUUUGGUUCAUGCUCUUCUGUGUUGCACGAAGGGUACUAGAAGAGGUUGAAUGGAGGUUAUCACAGGAAAGGCUAAGGACAUGGCACUAGAAGAUAGGGAGGAAGAGAUCGUUUUUGACAAAGAUGCGGGAUCGGAAAAAUUCAGGACCAUUAGCGGUAAUCACCUACGGGCGAAAGAAGACGAAGGGAUGUUAUUGCGUCCCCUCUCCUGGACUGCCGUCAGGGAGGAAUUAUAAGGAAGGAUGCUGGAUCUUGCUCGUGGUGAUCAAGUUCAGGCAUAAAUUACACGCUUUUACUUAUUUUAUUUGGUUGUUGUUUACCAAGAACAUGGCUGUUUCCUUUUCUGUUGUUUUUUGCUUUCGAACUCUUACAUUAGGUGGGGAUGAUGAGGAUUCUGUUUUGGCCAUGAUAGGCUCAUGUAGGCCCGUUAUAGGAUCAGCGAAUCAUAUUGCUCUGUCUAGGGUGAUUGGUUCUCCGGCUGGUUCGAGGGUUGAUGGUUGGGAGUGGUUUCUUUUUCUCUGUUAUUCCUUGUUGAAUGUUCUGUUAUCAAUAUAAGCCGCCCUUUUCCAAAAAAAAGUCAUCAAUGUUAUUGAGCUAUGAGGACUAUAAAUGGAAGUUAAAGUUGGAAUGUC
Molecule: messenger RNA, 1366 nt
Organism: Cuscuta epithymum
Lineage: Eukaryota; Viridiplantae; Streptophyta; Magnoliopsida; Solanales; Convolvulaceae
Source: the annotation of a GenBank genome assembly